ACUACGACCACAGCGCAGCAUCCAUCUACUAGCUCCCGCCUCGCGCAAACAGGAAAAAAAAACAACCAAAAGCAAGCAAAAAUGAGUUCCGCAGACAAAAACAGUGAAGUUGAGGUGGAGAAUGUUGCCGCCGCCGAGGAGAAGGCAGAGACCAAGGAGGUGAAAGGAGUCAAGCGGCCCGCCGACGAAAAAACCGCCGAAACGAAAAAAGUAAAGAAGGACGAAAACGGUGCCGGCGAGGAAGAGGAAGAAGUGGAAGACGAGGGAGAGGAGCUGGAGGGUGAGGAUGAGGAGUACGACCUUCCAUACGGUGAUGAGGAGGACAUCGAAGCAGAAGAUGAGGAAGAGGAGGAGGGUGAUGAUGUCGAGGGAGAGGAGGAGGACGAGGACGCGUAAUGAAUGAAAGUGCAUAUGUGAGAGUGAGACUAACAAAAAACAAAAAAACAAAAUAACUCUAGUAAUAGGUGAUUUAUUAUUUUGAAUUUGCGUUAGUGGAGCUGCAAGGUAGAAGAAGAAGAAGAAGAAGAAGUAUAUGCAUCGAUGAAAACGAGUGUAAAGUUUGUUUGUGUAUAUAUUUUAUAAAAAAUGAAGAAGAAGAAAACCAACUAAAAACGCGAACUCACACACAUAUACAGUACCCACACACAUACUAGAAGGACGACACACACUAUGGACAGAUAUAUUGGAUAGAGGAGAGUAAAGGGGAGAGGAGGCCCGUAGCUACUGAAAAGGCAGGCGGCGCAAACAGAGACCGACAAAGAGAUAGAGAGCGAUAGAGAGCGAGAGAGAGCGUUAGAAAUAACACAAAUAAUACUACUAUCGGUGGGUGGUAGGCAAAAAACACCUCCCGCGCAGCUCCCAACACCCACCACCACCAAAACCGAACUUUCCAUCCUUCGUGUAGUAGUAGUCAAGCACACUCGCGCGAAGCACAGUGUGGUAAGUGGAGGAGAGAUAGAGAAAGCGCAUUACAAAUCAACCACUACUCACUCACAAAUCAAUAGAGAGAAGUCAGAUCGAAAAUAUCUCGUCGUUGCAAAAUGUGCAUGAUGAAGUUAUGCGUACGCGCCGCCAUACACUCAGAAGACGACGACACGCCGCCUCUGGAUGUGUCCUCCUUCCGGACCCGCUCGCCCACGCCGUCCCAGCGCCACACGGAAAAAAGGAUCCGUAUCCGAGCUGCUGAAAUUUCGCAACGAGCAUCCGCUGCCGCCGCCGCCAUGCCACUAUAAUCGCCUAAGAGAGAAAGAGAGUUUGCCUCCUUCAAGCGGCAAACACACGCGCGCUCACCUGCAGCAUGAAAGUGCUCCGGCAAUGGCGGCAGGCGGUGAUGUGUAGUACAGCCGACAGUAGCAGCAGCAUAACCAACGAGGAUAUAAGUAGCCGACGACGAGAGCCGAGAGAGAGCGCGCGCGUGCAUUCAACAUGUGCGGGACAGAGAGGUCAGAUCAUCUUAAGAUUUUCACGGUUCGUAGCAAUUUUGUGUCGUCUAAGCGCAAUCCAAGCAAGCCGCCGUCUCUGCCGCCGCCAACCUAUUACACCUACUACAAAGCGCGCGCAGGUCACAUGCACCCAACCGAGAAGGUCACAUCGGCUCAUCCUCUCACCACCAGCACGGCGUGAGAGGAGAGGGGAGGGGGCGCAUGCACCGACUCCACUACUGUGUGUGUGUGUGUGUGUGUGUGUGUAUGUGUGUGUGUUCUAGCAAAACAUACAGACAUAGACACGCGGUGUGUGUGUGUCUCGUCAAGGUGCGCGAGGGCGGAAAGAGGAGGGGGUACAACAUUAGUCAUUAAUGAAAUGGGUUAAAAAGUACAUUUAACGUUGCAUAGGACAGCCGCUGACAACCACCACCACCACCACCCCCACGAUUGUUGGCGUGGGGAUGUGAAGGGAAGUGGCGCGCGUAGUAAGGAAGAAGCUGCUGUGUGUAGUGGGUCACGAAGAGAGGAAGAGGAGCAACAUAGAACCAGCAUAACAACAGCAUUAUUACUAUGAUGAGACACAUUCACACAAACACACACAAGACUAGGCAAACAAACAAACAGCCAAACAAGAAUUAUAAGAAAAAGGUGCACGCAAGACGCGCGAUGGUGGUGGUAUGUAAGACUUGUGAUGGAUCUCAUCUCAAUUAAGAUUCGUGUCGGACUAUUAGCAGGGAAGUAGAGAGAGAGAGAAAGGUGUUAGUGUAGCGGCAGGAGCCUUCGGUACCGUGCAAUCGCCGCUCACACGCCCACCACCUACUCUACCACACCAUCCACAGAACUCCAUUUCUCACAAGUGUCUACCCUUGCACACACACACACGCAUCCUAUUGACGUAUAUUACGACAAGAAGCAUAAGGUACCGCGACUAAUAAAAUGACUAAAGGGGGGAGAGAGACAGAGUUAAUGAUAAUAAAACAAAACAAAACCAAGGAUCUAACCUCUGAUCCCUGACCGCGUGGACUACUCAUUCACUUUAGCAGCAGAACGACCGGACCAGUAAGGGAAGGACAAACGCGGACCGGUAGACUAAGACGAGACGUACGGACGGACGGACUAACGAGGACGAGUGGACAAUCAGACGAACGGAGCUAAACGGUAGAAGGAAAACCGACGUUAUAAUUGCAAAUAGAGAAAGUAAAUAGAAGGAAAAGGUAGUAGUUCUUUUUGCAUGCGGCAACACCAUGCAAACACACACACAAUAAACCGGAAACAGAAUGUAGAUCGCAUUGAGCAACAGUUAUUAACCGGAAAGGAAGAGAGGUACUGAGGUAGAGGGAGAGAGAGAGAGAACUCUAGUAAUAGCCAGGAGAGAUGAGUCACAAACCGUGUUUCAACGGAAACUCAUACACUUACACAACCACACAUACACACACACAUACACCCAUAAACAAGCGCGUUCUUAACGCGGCGGGAAUAUGAUGAAGUUCUUUUUGGUUAUUUUAGGUUUUUUUUUAAACAUUUGUUUUCCUUUUACAAAUGAUAAUAGUAGAAGAAGAAAGUAACAAAGAAGAAGUGUAUCUCCUUCAUUUCCAAAAAGCAAACACAAGAAAGUAAUAUUUCCUCCAAGUGUGGUUGAAAGCGGGUUGAAAGAGGAGAGUGGUGUGGUGUGGUGGUGAUGAUGCGGUGCAGCAGCAUGUUGAACGUACGCGAAUAGUUUUAGAGCGUGGUGACCAGCAGCACCCGCCUACUGCUUUUCUCUGUUUCCCAUGCCCUGCUACGCAACAUCAUCACCACACACACACACUACAUACACAUACCACCCGAACGCCUGAUUGUGACCACAAAAGCAACAACAGCAAACAAAAAAAAGAAAGGAUUAUACCCCUCCAGCAAAAAACGCAAAAAAACAAAAACAAAACUAAACAACUAUCUUUUAAUUAAAUGUUUUCGGACAGAAAAUACUAUGAUUAUGGUAAAUAACGUUUAAGGUCGUUUCGUGGCGAAAUUCGUCAUGGGAGAUGCGAAAAAUAAAGAAAAACAAAAAACACUGACACACA
Anopheles arabiensis is the source of this 3484-nucleotide messenger RNA. RefSeq names its product bacchus (gene Bacc). The coding region runs from base 82 to 396 and encodes 104 amino acids. The record is from RefSeq and is a predicted model, not a curated record. The transcript has 3 exons. Lineage: Eukaryota; Metazoa; Arthropoda; Insecta; Diptera; Culicidae.